This is a messenger RNA of Aspergillus clavatus NRRL 1, 1077 nucleotides long. RefSeq lists its product as uncharacterized. The record is from RefSeq and is a predicted model, not a curated record. NCBI's taxonomy places the organism in Eukaryota, Fungi, Ascomycota, Eurotiomycetes, Eurotiales, Aspergillaceae. Bases 1 to 1077 code for a protein of 358 amino acids. Gene Ontology annotation, molecular function: oxidoreductase activity. The transcript is spliced from 2 exons.
AUGUCUCUUUCUUCUCAGAUUCCUCGCUCUUGUCUUCAACGCCUGACUGGCUAUGCCAGCCGCUCGAAUGGGUUUACUGCCGUCAGGACGGCUUCCAGACCAAUGCUACGAUUGCUUCAUGAAUCACACUCCCCACUGAAAACUUCCGUUGCAUCACUGGAGCAAUCAGGGCUGGAAUCCUCAUUUUCCUUUCAAGAGUUCACAUUUCUCCAAAACCUGGUCAAGACCUCGCCCUUCUUCCUUCAUCCCUCACAACCCAAAGCCGAGGAGUUCAAUUUUCCGUUGGGUACCACAUUCAAGGCUCCCACACGCGAGAUCGGCCUGGAUAUGAAGAACACGUUUGCACAAGCCUUGAAAGAGUAUGGUAUCAUUGCCAUUGAACUUGGCUUCGACGACUCCAAGAGUCAGUUUAUGCUCGAAAUCGUGGAGGCAAUGGGAUGCACUCCCGAUACACACUCCAGCACACAGGGCGCGUUGUGGGACGUUACCUACAGACCCAGUGGCGUCAUCAGCGAGAAAACUGGCGGCAAUGUAGUCAGCAUUUCCCAGGGUCUGGGUGAAUUCGCCUGGCACACGGACGGGUGCUUCGAGGUCAGCCCGCAGCGCUACUUCGGCCUGCACAUCCUCCAUCCAGACAAGUUGGGGGGAGGCAUCUUCCGCCUUCUCGCCAUUGACGACCUCGUAAAGCGCCUCUCCCCGGCCUCGAUCGAGACCCUUCUCAACUACGAAUUUGAGCUGCAAGUUCCGCCAGAGUUCUACAAGGGGAGCGCAACGACAAGACAUAAGUUGCUGUCCAUCGAGCCAGAUACUGGUCGGUAUCUUAUACGCUACCGUCGUGAUAUCCUGGCCGAUCCGCCUAGUGAUGAUCCAAUUGCCAACGCCGCCGUUAUGGAGUUGAAUGCCGUUUUGGAUGGCGAGGGGAGUGUGGGACAGACCUUCUCGAAGGAUAUAUUCAAGGAGAAUUCUAUUCUCCUGAUGGACAAUGCACGGUUCCUCCACUGCCGGACGGAGAUCAAGGACCCCAAGCGAUUUCUAAGGCGCGUGCGGUUCAAUGGGACUCCUGGGGGCCAUGCAUAG